Molecule: messenger RNA, 606 nt
Organism: Vigna unguiculata (cowpea)
Lineage: Eukaryota; Viridiplantae; Streptophyta; Magnoliopsida; Fabales; Fabaceae
Product: auxin-induced protein X15-like
Biological process (GO): response to auxin
Source: RefSeq, a predicted model, not a curated record
AAAACACGUCAUCCACUGUUUGCAAGAAAUUCCGCGUUUGCUCGAUAGCAUAAAUAGAGAAAUUGUGAAGACAACAGCAAGCACUGAAACUUGUAACUGUUUCAUAUCAGAAGAAAACAAAGUCCGAUCGAAGAUGCUAAGGUAUUUUGUUGGGAGGAUUCAAAAGGGUCUUUCAGUGUUUGUGGGUAGAAGGCCUGCAUUUAGCUAUUUCAGUGAAGAUGGUGACCCAAAUGAGGCACCAGGUGGUGAUGUUAUGGAAGGUUAUUUUGCUGUUCUUGCAAUGAAGGGUAAGGAAAGAAAAAGGUUCAUUGUUGGGUUAGAUUAUUUGUCUGAUCCUGCGUUCUUGGGACUGUUGGAUAGAGCUCAAGAAGAGUAUGGUUUCCGACACCAGGGAGCUCUUGCACUCCCUUGUCGGCCUCAGGAGUUGCAGAAGAUUCUAGAUGCUCCAAAACCAUAGCCACACUUCCCAUUGUAUAGAACAAAUGUUAGGAAACAAAGUCUAAUUACUUGUUACUUUUCUGUGUCGGCAAUAAUCCAAGUGCUUCUCUUAUUAAUUAACUCCCUAAAACAAAAGUUAAAUAUGAUUUUACUUGAUUGUACUUGAAA